This is a messenger RNA of Auxenochlorella protothecoides, 657 nucleotides long. RefSeq lists its product as hypothetical. The transcript has 4 exons. NCBI's taxonomy places the organism in Eukaryota, Viridiplantae, Chlorophyta, Trebouxiophyceae, Chlorellales, Chlorellaceae. The record is from RefSeq and is a predicted model, not a curated record. The coding region runs from base 1 to 657 and encodes 218 amino acids. Gene Ontology annotation, cellular component: mediator complex.
AUGGCAACCCCAGCAAGCAUAAAGAGCGUGUUGAUGGGUUCGGGAAAAGGGGAGAUGAACCUGGCUGCGGUUCGAUCUCGGGCGGAGGAGCUGCGCCGUUCCAUUGAUCAGCUCAUGCACGCCCUUAGUGUUGCUGCCAGCCGGGUGCAAUGGUCCGAUGCCCUGGAGCGGUAUGGGGUGCUCAACGUGCAGUGGCAGCAGCUGGAGGAGGAACUGCGCCCCCUGCUGAAGCACUAUGUGGCGCACCCCAUCUCUGUCAACCAGUCCAAUGCCCACGUCCUCCCCAUCCUCCUGGCCAGCAAGGCCCUGCCAGAGAUGGAGGCACGGGAUGCGGAGCUGCUGGAGGGGCUGCAUGCGGCCACCGGCACCUCGGGGCUGCCCCCGGAGCAGCAGCUGGCGCUGAUCAUGGAGCACUCCGAGGCGCUGUGUCGAGCCAUAGAUGGCGUCACGGCUGCCGGUGGGCCGCUGGACCCCCGAGGCCCCGUGAGGUCUGCGUGGCAGCGCAGGGCGCAGGCCACACGGGCGGCCUCAGGCACCGCCGCGUCCGCACCCUCCCAAAACCCCGCGAGCGGGGGAGCCUUUGGGCAGAGCAGGCCCCGGAGCCUGGAGGGGCCGGCGCUCCUCCUGGCGGUCGCAAGCUACGGCCAUGGCCUGUGA